UGGAUCUAUUCUUGUACCUAGUGUAAGGUGUCAAGUUUGUCAAGAUUCAUAGUGAGAGGAAAUUUAAGUGGGCAGUGCAGCUGUCGGAGAAUGGAAAGGGCAGUUGCAUGAGAGGGGACCCACAGAUGUGUGAGAUUGGAAGAGCAAGAUCUCUUUUUGAGUCGCUGUGAAGAUUGGAUUAGAUCUAAUGUUUUGUUGGCCCUGUCCAAUAUUCUAUGCCUCACUUGUAACCCCACCUCUCCUCAUUUACUUAUAAGACAUCCCUGAGCACAGCUUUAGAACGUGAAAAUUGAUCAGAGAAAACAAGAAAUAGAUAAGGGUUGUAGUAGACAACAUCUGUUUACCACCAAAGUAUCAGGAAUGCAGAAUUGAAUAUAGCAGAAUCAUAAUUCUCAUAUAAGGGUGGGCGAUAGCUGAUUGAAACGGGAGCCUUUUACCAUUUCAGACAACAAAAUGUAUCACCACCACCACCAAGGAAAAAAUCUUCACCCAUCUGCAAGAAUGUUCACUCCACCUGAAAGGCACCUGUUCCACCAAGGUGCAAAUGGCACCGGAGAUUCCGGACUUGUUCUUUCCACUGAUGCCAAGCCAAGACUGAAAUGGACUCUGGACCUCCAUGAGCGAUUCAUAGAGGCAGUUAAUCAACUUGGCGGAGCAGAUAAAGCUACUCCAAAAUCAGUCUUGAAACUUAUGGGAAUUCAAGGACUAACCUUAUACCACUUGAAGAGUCACCUUCAGAAAUACAGACUCAGUAAAAACCUCCAAGGACAGGCUAAUAGUGGGAUCAACAAAGCUGGUAACAAGUCCGUUACAGGAGAAAGGAUGCCUGAUACAAAUGGAACUCAUAUGUCUCAUCCAAGCAUGGUCAACCGAACAAAUGACUUUCUGCCUUAUAUCCAGAAAUUUACCUUUAAGUGAAGCAAUACAAUUGCAAAUUGAAACGCAGAGAAGGUUACAUGAGCAGCUCGAGGUAAAAA
Olea europaea var. sylvestris is the source of this 977-nucleotide messenger RNA. Its product is annotated as myb-related protein 1-like. Bases 454 to 918 code for a protein of 154 amino acids. The transcript is spliced from 6 exons. The record is from RefSeq and is a predicted model, not a curated record. NCBI's taxonomy places the organism in Eukaryota, Viridiplantae, Streptophyta, Magnoliopsida, Lamiales, Oleaceae. Gene Ontology annotation, molecular function: DNA-binding transcription factor activity; DNA binding.